AUGGUCGGAAUCGGUCCUAAGCGCGCGCCGUCCCGCAAGGGAUCGAUGCAAGAUGUGCCUCAAAAUCUUCUACAGCAGAUCAAGGACUUUGAAGACAGGUUCACCGUGGACCAAGCCAAGCUUAAGGAGAUCGUGAACCACUUCGUCAAGGAGCUUGAGAAGGGUCUGACUGUUGAGGGCGGCAAUAUCCCAAUGAAUGUCACUUGGGUCAUGGGCUUCCCUGACGGUGAAGAACAGGGCACCUUCCUGGCUCUCGACAUGGGUGGUACUAACCUGCGUGUUUGCGAAAUCACCUUGACCGAGGCUAAGGGUGCCUUCGAUAUUACCCAGUCCAAAUACAAGAUGCCGGAGGAGCUCAGGACUGGUACUGCUGAGGAACUAUGGGAGUACAUUGCCGAUUGCUUGCAGCAGUUCAUCGAGACCCACCACGGAAAUGAGAACCUCGCUAAGCUCCCGCUGGGUUUCACCUUCUCUUACCCGGCUACCCAGGAGUACAUUGACCACGGUAUUCUGCAACGUUGGACCAAAGGAUUCGAUAUUGAUGGCGUCGAGGGCGAGGACGUUGUUCCGCCCCUGGAGGCCAUCCUCAAGAAACGGGGUCUCCCCAUCAAAGUCGCUGCCUUGAUCAAUGACACUACUGGUACUAUGAUUGCUUCUGCCUACACUGAUCCUGAGAUGAAGAUUGGCUGCAUCUUCGGCACUGGCGUGAACGCCGCAUACAUGGAGAAUGUUGGAUCCGUUCCCAAGAUUGCGCAUAUGGGUCUUCCUGCCGACAUGCCAAUCGCCAUCAACUGCGAGUAUGGUGCUUUUGACAACGAGCGCGUGGUGCUUCCCCUAACUAAAUACGACGAAAUCAUUGACCGUGACUCUCCCCGCCCCGGCCAGCAGGCCUUUGAGAAGAUGACCGCAGGCCUCUACUUGGGCGAGAUCUUCCGUCUGGCUCUAGUGGACAUUCUGGACACCCAGCCUGGUCUCAUUUUCAACGGCCAGGAUACUUCCAAGCUGCGCAAGCCAUACCUUUUGGACGCGUCAUUCCUGUCCGCCAUUGAGGAAGACCCAUAUGAGAAUUUAUCCGAGACUGUAGAGCUCUUUGAGCGCGAGCUUAACAUUCGUCCCACACUGCCUGAAUCGGAGAUGGUCCGUCGUCUCGCCGAAUUAAUCGGCACCCGUGCUGCUCGUUUGUCUUCUUGCGGCGUUGCUGCUAUCUGUACAAAGAAGAAAAUCGAAUCCUGUCACGUCGGCGCUGACGGCUCCGUCUUCACUAAGUACCCUCACUUCAAGGCCCGCGGUGCCCAAGCUCUGCGUGAGAUCCUCGACUGGGCUCCCAAUGAGAAGGAUAAGAUUAGUAUCAUGGCUGCUGAGGAUGGAUCUGGUGUGGGUGCUGCCCUGAUUGCCGCUCUGACCCUGAAGCGCGUCAAGGCCGGUAACCUGGCUGGUAUUCGCAACAUGGAGGAGAUGAAGACUCUGCUUUAG
Molecule: messenger RNA, 1473 nt
Organism: Penicillium odoratum
Lineage: Eukaryota; Fungi; Ascomycota; Eurotiomycetes; Eurotiales; Aspergillaceae
Product: putative hexokinase Kxk
Exons: 5
Coding region: 1-1473 (490 amino acids)
Biological process (GO): glycolytic process; glucose 6-phosphate metabolic process; intracellular glucose homeostasis
Cellular component (GO): cytosol; mitochondrion
Molecular function (GO): mannokinase activity; D-glucose binding; ATP binding
Source: RefSeq, a predicted model, not a curated record